AUGAGCCUCCCCUCCUUUGCCCUGGUACCUUGGGCGCCUGCACAGGGCAGGGAGCGGGAGGAGGAGGAGGAGAGUGACAACCAGGAGGAGUCGCGUGGCAGGGAGGGGCCCUGGGGGAGGGCAGGUGGAGGUGGAGAAGUACAUACUUCCCUCUCAUCUUUCUUCGAUAUGAGCCAGAAAAAUCAAACAAUUACUGAAUUCCUCUUCCUGGGGUUUUCCAACCAUCCAGAACUACAGGGAUUGUUCUUCCUAAUAUUUUUGGUUGUAUAUCUGGUAACUCUUCUGGGGAACCUCCUCAUAUUAACAGCCAUCAGAAUCAACCCUGUUCUUCAUACUCCUAUGUAUUAUUUCCUCAGCAACUUGUCCUUCCUGGACAUCUGCUACACCUCCACCACUGUCCCCAUCUUGCUGGUGAACUUUUUCAGAGAGAAGAAGACCAUUACUUAUGAAGGCUGCCUGUCCCAGAUCUUCUUCCUUGUUACUUGUGCUGGUACUGAGGGUGUCCUGUUGGCCACUAUGGCUUAUGACAGGUUUAUAGCCAUUUGCCAUCCAUUACGCUAUCCAGUCCUCAUGAGCAAGAGGGUCUGCGCCUACUUAGCAGCUGGGUCCUGGUUGUGUGGAUUAGUGAAUUCUCUGACACACACAGGGCUCACGGCAACUCUCACUCUGUGUAGUUCCAAUGAGAUCAGUCAUUUUCUCUGUGACAUCCCCCUACUCCUGAAGCUCUCCUGCUCAGACACUUCAGUCAAUGAGGUCGCACUCUAUGUGGCCAGUGCCACCAUUGGUGUGAGCCCCUGCCUCUUCACUGCUGUGUCCUAUAUGCUCAUUAUCUCUGCCAUUCUGAAAAUCCAGUCUGCUCUAGGGCGGGGCAAAGCCUUUUCCACCUGUGCCUCUCACUUCACUGUGGUGGUCAUCUUCUUUGGAACUGCUAUCUUUAACUACAACCAAUCCGGCUCAGUCUACUCCCUAGAUGUGGACAUCCUGGUCUCAGUCCUCUUCUGUAUUGUUACCCCCAUGUUAAAUCCUAUCGUCUACUGCCUGAGAAACAAGGAAGUCAAGGGGACUAUAAGGAAACUGGCUAGAGAAUCCUGGCUGACUGCCACGUCAAGAUACCAGCCCGAGCCUUGUGGUUCUUGCAGCAGCUGGCAGGCUGCCCCCCGGCCAGAGGGGAUGCUCGCUAUCAGCAUGCUGCUCAUUAGGAAGCAUCUUCUGAAUUCAAUGAUCCAAGUGCUCUUUCAAAGGAGAUUCAAGAGAGCCAGGGCACCUGAAUGGAGCCCUGAUGCCCAUGUGGAACAAGUCUGCUGCCGGCAUGAGGCUUUCAAAGACUUCAGGGAAGAAGGAUGUGGAGGAAUUGGAUUUGAGAGACCUGAUUGUUAG
Molecule: messenger RNA, 1377 nt
Organism: Vombatus ursinus (common wombat)
Lineage: Eukaryota; Metazoa; Chordata; Mammalia; Diprotodontia; Vombatidae
Product: olfactory receptor 5V1-like
Exons: 3
Coding region: 1-1377 (458 amino acids)
Biological process (GO): G protein-coupled receptor signaling pathway
Cellular component (GO): membrane
Molecular function (GO): olfactory receptor activity; G protein-coupled receptor activity
Source: RefSeq, a predicted model, not a curated record